This is a messenger RNA of Pygoscelis adeliae (Adelie penguin), 1764 nucleotides long. It is a transcript of the gene MFSD6L, whose product is annotated as major facilitator superfamily domain containing 6-like. The coding region runs from base 1 to 1317 and encodes 438 amino acids. The transcript has a single exon. The record is from RefSeq and is a predicted model, not a curated record. NCBI's taxonomy places the organism in Eukaryota, Metazoa, Chordata, Aves, Sphenisciformes, Spheniscidae. Gene Ontology annotation, cellular component: membrane.
AUGCCAGCUCCCUACAGACCUCCCUUACGUGGACUCGAGAAGGAAACGAGCGGUCUGGGUUCUGCUGCGAUAGAUCUUGCUGGUAAUGCUGAAGAAAGCCUUUAUCCUACUGAAAGUAAUGAGCUCUCUUUGUUUAAAACAACUCUUCCUACUGUUGGAGGUUCUUACGAGUCUGGAAACCUUUCAGACCACCGGAAAGACGCUCAAGAUGUCAGCUUUGAGGCGGUGCAAAACAUCUUUCAGGACAGAGAGCAUCAGAUUUUUCUUAUGGUACUGGGUGCUGUCGUGCUUUGGGAGCUGUUGGCUACAUCUCUCGAAUGGACAGUGGAUGAGAAUCUCUAUGAAUAUCUCGACUUCGUUGAUGCGACUGACAAGUAUGGCAAGCUGUGGAUUUGGAGUUACCUGGGUGCAUCUGUAGGCGCCUGCAGCAUUGCCAUAUUCGUGGAUCAACUGCAUUGCUUCCUCAGCAGUACAAUCACUCGCCUCGCUGUCCAUUUCUAUGGCUAUGCUCUCCUGAUAACACUCUCAUUGCUUGUCAGUGUCUUUUUUCCCAUCCAUGUUCCCAAGAGAACCGACCAUGUUAACAAAACCGCCAAAGCCCUGGCCCUCCUGUGGAGCGAUGGCCGAGCGAUCCUGUACGCCAUCACAGUCUUCCUCGCAGGCGCAGCUGGGUCUGCGGUGCAGAACUUUCUCUUCUGGCAGAUGCAGGACCGAGGCAGCAGUGAGCUGUACAUGGGGCUCUCCGUGGCUGUUGGGCUGCUUGCUGAAAUUUUGCUUUAUUUCUUCAAAGGGAAGUUGCUGAGGACCUUCUCGAGCAUCAGAAUUGUUGCAGUCAGUCUAAGCCUCCUGGCAGUACAGCUUCUGUGCUACUCCUUCUUGUGGACUGCGUGGUCAGUUCUUCUUGUCCAGAUUUUAUCCGCCUUCAGUAGCGGUGCUUUGUGGUGGGUGGUUAACAUGACGGUGGAUGACAUAGCCACUCCAGGCAUGGAGAGGUCCCUGCACGCUGUCCUCCAGAGCCUCUGCUACGGUGGAGGAGCAAGUUUGGGCAGUUUUGCAGGGGGAUUUGUCGUGAAGCACUUUGGCCUGGCAGUUCUGUACAGGGCGUGGUGCGUGUGCCUGGUGCUGUGGCUCUUCUUGAUCUUAAUUGUCCAGUCUAAAUUGCCGCGGCAGAAAAAAAUUAAUUAUUCUCGUCUCCUGGCUGCUGAUUCCAGUGAUAUGAGUGACUCUGACGAGGAGAACGAGAGGGACUGGCUGGUGAAAGCUAUGAAGGAUGAAAGCUUUAAUAGGAAUUGGUCACAACAGCAUGGGAUCAACUAAUCUGUACUUGAAUGUAGGGGGUGAAGUGGUAACGUGGUAUGAUGAUGAUGCCCGGAAAUUACCAUUAAUUCUAAAGUGCUAAAUAUAUACAGUAUAUAUCUGACGAGACAGAUUUUUAUUUUAAAAAUUUUAUAAACCUUUUUAUUAAUUUAUAGCAUUCUUGUAGUAAUUUUUCCUUUUUAACUUAAUGAUUUUGCUUCCAAAAUCAUAACAGGGUAUUUCAGGUAUACAUUUGCUGAAAUGAAUGUAGCUAUGUUUUUAGUCAAAAAGCAAACUUGAAUUGAAUUCUUGUUCCCAGAGCUGAUGCUGUGGAAACUGUGAGCGAAAGCUGUGACCUGUACUUUGACACAAUUGAAUGAAAAAUACUGUAAUGCACACUAAACUUUUUCAAGGUGCUACGUCUGUGAACUCCUUUCACUGAAUAAGGGAUGUGAAUAAAAAAAUGGU